AUGUCGGCGCUGCAGCAGAUCAUCCUUCACCCGUACCUCAACCAGCUCCUGCGGUUCUGGUCUACGACCGUGGGCCGUGACAAGACUUACCGUACCAUCCAGUAUGCCGCUCGCUUCCUCGCCUGGUACGAGUACCGCAAGGGCGCCACCAAGGAGACGGUCGCCCGCCUCACCACGAUCAAGUCGCAGCUCGGCCUCAGCAGGAAGCUGAUGCGAGUGGGCAAGUUCCUGGAGCACUUCCAGGCGGCGCUCAAGGCGACGACGAUCCAGGAUCCGGUGGUGUCGUACGCCGCCAUUGGCCGCCAGCUCGGCUACGGCUUCUACCUGAUCCUCGACACGCUCCAGUGGCUGCACUCGUCCAAGGUCUACACGUUCUCUGCGCCGACGGCGGCGUCGAUUUCCAAGAACGCGGCGCGCUUCUGGAUGACGGGAUUGACCUUCUCGCUCCUGUCGGGCAGCUACAAGACCUACGUCCUCAACUCGCGCCUGGCCGCCGCCAAGCGCCCCAGGGCCACGGCGGAAAAGGAGGCCGAGAGAAAGGUCGAGCUGGCCCAGAUUUCGACCGAGCAGGCCGCGGUGCGCUACCAGAUGACCCAGGACGCCCUCGACUGGGUCAUCCCCGCCACGGGCGCCGAUGUCCUCGCCCUCGACGAGGGCAUCCUCGGCCUCGCCGGCUGCGUCUCGAGUCUCAUGGGCGCCAGGACCCAGUGGAGGGCCGUCAACGGUCCCGCUGGCGCCAAAAAGUAA
Messenger RNA from Pseudozyma flocculosa PF-1, 747 nucleotides. RefSeq lists its product as uncharacterized. NCBI's taxonomy places the organism in Eukaryota, Fungi, Basidiomycota, Ustilaginomycetes, Ustilaginales, Ustilaginaceae. The record is from RefSeq and is a predicted model, not a curated record. The coding region runs from base 1 to 747 and encodes 248 amino acids. Gene Ontology annotation, biological process: peroxisome fission; regulation of peroxisome size. The transcript has 3 exons. Gene Ontology annotation, cellular component: peroxisomal membrane.